Messenger RNA from Acomys russatus (golden spiny mouse), 561 nucleotides. Its product is annotated as thioredoxin. The record is from RefSeq and is a predicted model, not a curated record. The transcript is spliced from 5 exons. NCBI's taxonomy places the organism in Eukaryota, Metazoa, Chordata, Mammalia, Rodentia, Muridae. Gene Ontology annotation, molecular function: protein-disulfide reductase activity. Bases 95 to 412 code for a protein of 105 amino acids.
CGCCGCGCUCUGCUGCAAGCUCCCUUAGGCGUCUCGGAUCCGUUUCCAUCGGAUUCUGCAGAAACUCGUGUGGUCCCUUCCUCCGACAGCCAAGAUGGUGAAGCUGAUCGAGAGCAAGGAAGCUUUCCAGGAAGCCCUGGCCACUGCCGGAGACAAGCUUAUAGUUGUGGACUUUUCUGCCACGUGGUGUGGACCUUGCAAAAUGAUCAAGCCCUUCUUUCAUUCCCUCUGUGAAAAGUAUUCCAAUGUGGUGUUUCUUGAAGUAGAUGUGGAUGACUGCCAGGAUGUUGCUGCAGACUGUGAAGUCAAAUGCAUGCCAACCUUCCAGUUUUAUAAAAAGGGUCAAAAGGUGGGUGAAUUCUCUGGCGCUAACAAGGAAAAGCUUGAGGCCACUAUUCUUGAGUUUGCCUAAUCAGGCCCUGGAAAGCCUAACCAGCCAGCAGCUGUUUAAAUCCUGUAACUUUUUUAAUUUGCAAAAAAACUAUGAAGUGUGGAGAGUCUAUACCCAACUGCCAUCUGAUUAUAAAUGACAAUAAAAUAUUAAUUCUACCCUUUUUAAAA